This is a messenger RNA of Lineus longissimus, 1755 nucleotides long. Its product is annotated as protein FAM72A-like. The transcript is spliced from 4 exons. NCBI's taxonomy places the organism in Eukaryota, Metazoa, Nemertea, Pilidiophora, Heteronemertea, Lineidae. The record is from RefSeq and is a predicted model, not a curated record. Gene Ontology annotation, cellular component: cytosol. Bases 190 to 660 code for a protein of 156 amino acids.
GACAAGGUCAUCCCCAAUUCGUGUUGUUUCUUGCCAAAACAUUGGGAAUUUGUUCCUGAAAAACCCAGAAUUUCUUAUUACAAAAGGAGAAUCUAUCCGAUCCACUCGCAUCACACUUUGUGGACAUACUCAGGAACAUUAUCCUGCAAAAGUUGUCUCGAUAUUCCGUAGAAAAAACACGAAAUCCAAAUGAAAAUGGCACGCAAAGAAGCCCACUCUUCUUUUCUCAAGAACUCAGUCAUGGAGUUGGAAUGUCGAUAUUGCUCAAAUUCACUCAGUGCUAGGGGGAUGAAAGCUAUUCUUUUGGCCGACGUUAAUGUGCAGCUUUAUUCUACAGAUUUCCCACCAAAAGGUUCUGUAGGCGUGGUCGAUGAUAUACGUUCAACAGACAAAUGUGGCUGCCUUAUAAAAGACACGGCUUGUUAUGGAUGUGGUAAUAUAGUAGGCUACAAUGUCUCACAGCCCUGUCGUCCAUGCCUGGAGUCGUGCAAUAAUGGCCACUUCUGGAUGUUUUACAGUAGUGCAGUCAUGGGAUACCAAAGGUUAAACAAAGCAGCUGAUGAUGCAUUAGUUUGGGGAGACCUCUUGGACAAGAAAGCCAGACCAAUUCUAGAAACAGAAUGUGCCAAAACAGAUGUGUUGGACGAGUGUUGCAGAUAAUCACCAGGCUGUGCUCUCAUGGGACUCCAGUGUUCAGUACUCUAGAAUAAAACUGUGUGAAUCCCUGGAAAAUUUGGUUGCUGGGAUUUUCAUCAUAGCAUUUCAAGUCACAACGACAUUCUGUUUAAUUUUGCAUCUCUUCACUUCAAGUGAAAGACAAUGCCAAAAUUUCUCAACAAAACUUACAAGUUUGGCUUGUUAUUAUGCCCUGGGAAAGGCUUUCCCAUUGUGUAAUUAAGUUGUUUUGCCAUCAUUUUCUCAGGAGUGAUAAGUCUCAAGUUGUUUGAUGUUCCCACCUCUGGGAGGAAACAAUUGUUGGUUGUGUGUUGUUGGAUUGAUACAUUUCUGUAAAUCAAAGUAAAUUUGGGUGUCAUGUCCCACUAUUGUAAAAAAAGUUUUGCUACCGAAUUCUAAGUGUUCUCUCUUCAUAAUAUAAAUGACAAAGAAGUUUUUGAAUUUGUUGUUAAAAGUUGGUAAUUUUUCUUCAAAAAUGUCUUCAGAUUUAUUGAGUUGUCUUCUACUUUUAAGAUUAUUUCUUCAUACUAAAUAUUCUAAAGCACUGUUUAUUUAUUAGCGCUAGCGGGCAAUGUGCUGCAACUAAAGAUAUUUUGAUCUUGCAAUCUCGAGUUCCAUCUAUUUUAGCAAAUACCUGGAGGCUACUUUUUGACAUAGGAUUACACUAAAGAUGCUACAUUACAAUUUAUGAUUGCGGUACAUGUAAACAGGCCAACCUACAUUUUACUGUACUUUACUGUUCCAAGAAGAAAAAUGUAAAUAAAUUUGAAUUGAAUGAUUGAGAUAAAUUGGUAUCAUUGGAUCACUUAAUACUAUUCUGUAAAAUGAUAUUACUAAACGGAUUUUUUUGCAGCAUAUAGCAAUGUCCAUCACUUUUCGAAAGUUGAUAGUCUUUAAAAUCAUUUGUUUCGAAGUGAUGGUCAUUAAUGAAUUUUACUCCUGUCAGAUUCACUAUCUCUGGAGCUGUGCUAUCAAGAAGGAGAAUUCUUUAUUUACAUGUAAAUAACAUUUAUUAUUUAUGAUAAAGCUACAAAUGUUUUGUAAAAACCUUGAAAACUCAAACAUUUCUUCUGAAAUGUA